UACAGUGGUCGGCGUCGGAGUGUUUAUAAUAGUACGUUGUAGUAUGCACGCCACUUUACAAUAUUAUACACAUCGUUUUACCUACUAAUACGUCUUAAAUGUUUCCAUUCUGUUUGAAAAUUAAGAAAAGAAUUAGUCUGGAUUUUAUAUUAUAAUAAUUAUCGUAUCGUUUACUGUCGUUAUAAGAGCCUAUGUACGCCUUUUCACAAACCGUUAAUUUUUUUUUUUUUUAUUCACUAGGUACUCACAGUUAUAAUAUUCAUGUAAUAUAACAUAAUCUUAAACAUUUCACAAACACUAAAACAGGUACCUACAAUAAAAUAUAGACUACAAUGUACACUUCAAAAAACGAAGAAUUUACAAUAUUUCAUCUAGAUUAUAAUUUAUCUACAUUAUUUGAACAAGUGGAAUAUUUUUAUCAAUGGAGUGAAUCAAUGAGCGAUACUAGAACAAGAGGAUGGUGGAUGGUAAAUUCAAUUUUUACUACAUUUACCAUAACCCUUUGUUAUUUUUUAAUAGUAUGGCUGACUCCACGAUUCAUGAAAAAUCGCACUGCAUACAGUUUAAAAAAUGUUCUAAUAAUUUACAAUAUUGUGAUGAUAAUAACAAAUUUAUUUAUUAUAAUAGAAUUGAUAUUGAUGACUACUAAAUUAAACUAUAGUUGGACGUGUCAGCCGAUAAUUUACGUCAAUGCAGCAGCUGAGCUUAGGAUAGCAACAGCAGUAUGGUUGUAUUAUAUAAUUAAAUUUUUUGAACUAUUGGACACCAUAUUUUUGAUGCUUCGGAAAAAAGAUAAUCAACUGUCAUUUCUUCACGUUUACCAUCAUUCAACAAUGUUCAUAUUCUCAUGGAUGGGUACAAAAUAUGUACCAGGCGGUUCAGCAUUUUUACCAAUUUUAAUAAACAGUGCUGUACAUGUCAUAAUGUAUUUUUACUAUACAUUAGCUGCAAUACAAUGCUCAAAAAUUAUUAAAUACAAAAAAUAUGUUACAACUAUUCAAUUGGCUCAGUUUUUAUUUGCUUUACCAUUAGGCAUAAAUGCCAUUCACAGUGGAUGUAAUUGGCCAUUAUGGAUGAAAUAUUUAUUUGUCUUUUACAUUAUUACAAUGUUAGUUUUAUUUGGAGAUUUUUAUAAGAAAAACUAUAUUAAAAAAGUAAACAAAAAUGAAAAUGAAGUUGGACAAUGUUUAAAUAAAUUGUGAUUAUUCAAGUAAUACAUUAAAUUAUGGCUAAGAAAUAAUUAUCUUAUAGAAAUUAUGUAUACAAUGAAUUAGAAGUGACAUUACAAUAAUUUACUACCUAGGUGUAACAACUAUUUUUCAAUCAUGUGAUAUUUAAAUAUUUUUGUAGUUGAAAGGAAAAUUUUAUCUACGUAGUACUAUUUAUAUUACACUAAAUAGUACUGAAUUGUUAUAUUCUUUCAUUUAUUAACACUUAAUACCUAAUUAUAUGAUAUUAUUUGAUUUUAUUAAAUCAUUACAAGUUUUUAUUGUAUAAAAUAUAAAUAUUUUUUAAACUAUGAUAUUAGGUUGUUAGAGUAUACAACUAUUUUGCACUUUAUUAUGUGUUGUAACUACUUUUACUUAUUCAUUUUGUUAUUAGAUAUCUAACAAAUAACAAUAAAAUUGUUGUAAAAUAUUUACCAUAUGGAUUUUACUCAGUAGUAACCAUGGAACACCUAUCUGUCAUUAUCACCAAAUUUUAUCAACUAUAUAAUUGUUGUAUACAGCAGUGUUUCUUAAACUGUGUUCAGUAGAUAUCAUUUAAGGGUUCUGUGUGUAGUUCAUACUGCUUUUGAAAAUAAUUUGUAUAGGGGUUUCGCAUAAAAGAAAUAUUAUUUGGUGUUCCGUGAUCUAAAAAAGUUUAAGAAACACUGGUGUACAGUAUAUGUGCCCCUGACCUUAAGUCAGCUAAAGGGUACGGUUCACUAAAAUAAAACAGUUAAAUAUAAUUAUAAAUAAAAAUGUUAAAUUAU
Aphis gossypii (cotton aphid) is the source of this 1975-nucleotide messenger RNA. Its product is annotated as elongation of very long chain fatty acids protein 4-like. Gene Ontology annotation, cellular component: endoplasmic reticulum membrane. Bases 333 to 1202 code for a protein of 289 amino acids. Gene Ontology annotation, biological process: fatty acid elongation, polyunsaturated fatty acid; fatty acid elongation, saturated fatty acid; fatty acid elongation, monounsaturated fatty acid. The record is from RefSeq and is a predicted model, not a curated record. NCBI's taxonomy places the organism in Eukaryota, Metazoa, Arthropoda, Insecta, Hemiptera, Aphididae. The transcript is spliced from 7 exons. Gene Ontology annotation, molecular function: fatty acid elongase activity.